AAGUUUAGAAAAAUCAGAUAACUGAUUAGAAAACUAAAAUGUUCAGGGCUCAAACAAUAAUUGCGUGGUUGAGAAUUUGUCAUCAGAACUAUAAAAUCUCCAUUUUUACCUCUCACAAAAAAAGAAGUAAGAUAAGACAAAGGGUGAGUUUUGUGUUGGUUUCUCCCACAAAAAUGCUGGCAACUUCACCAGCUUCAACGCCCAUCAAUUUCUGUUCUUUAACUAUCACUUCUUCUCUACCUGACAAAAUUAAGAAACCCAGAAAACUUAAGAAUCGAAAACACAAAAACCCACAUCUAAUUCAUCCAAAUAAAGGCAACAAUCUUUCAUUUCCAGCUUCAUCUUCAAACCCAGUUCUCCAGAUCAAGCAACUCCCAGAAAAUCAAACUCAAAUUGUAGCUCUUGAUGCAGUUGUUAAUGAUCUUGAAGAAGCAUUCCUCAAAAAUGGUGUCAUUGUUGAAACUCAGACCUUUUCUUCUCUUCUUGAAACUUGCUUCAGAUUGAAGGCGGUUGAUCAUGGUGUUCGAAUUCACCGUUUGAUUCCACGAAAGAUUUUAAGCCAAAAUGUUGGGGUUGUAUCAAAAUUGCUUAGAUUGUAUGCUGCAAAUGGGCGAGUUGAGGAAGCACACCAACUGUUUGAUGAAAUGCCUAAGAGAAAUGAGUCUGCUUUUGCUUGGAAUUCUCUUAUAUCUGGGUAUGCUGAGUUGGGUAUGUUUGAAGAUGCACUUGCACUUUACUUUCAGAUGGAAGAAGAGGGUGUUGAGCCUGAUAGGCAUACUUUUCCUCGCGCCUUGAUGGCUUGUAGUGGAAUCGGGUCGAUUUGUGUUGGGGAGGAGCUCCAUCGACAUGUAGUUCGUUGUGGGUUUUACAGUGAUGUGUUUGUGCUGAAUGCUCUUGUAGACAUGUAUGCUAAAUGUGGUGACAUUGUGAAAUCAAGGAAAGUGUUUGAUAAAAUUGCUUGUAAGGAUUUGGUUUCGUGGAAUUCGAUGAUACUAGGCUAUAUUCACCAUGAACUUUUAGCCAAGGCAAUUGAGAUUUUUCAUGACAUGCUUAAAGCUGGUUUUGAGCCUGAUCAUGUUACUAUAUCAAAAGUUGUCUCUAAGAUUUCGUCUUUAAGAAUUGGAACUCAAAUUCAUGGAUGGGUUCUUCGUCGAGGUCUAGAAUGGAGCUUGCCUAUCACAAAUUCUUUUAUUGUUUUCUACUCAAACCAUGGGCUUUUGGAUCAAUGCCGCUGGUUGUUUUCCCACAUACCGGAAAAGGAUAUAAUCUCGUGGAAUUCGAUCAUUUCUGCACAUCGAAAUGACCAUCAAGUGUUGACAUACUUUGAGCAGAUGGAAAACACUGGUGUAACACCUGAUGCCAUCACAUUUGUAUCUCUGCUAUCGGCGUGUGCACAUCUAGGUUUGGUAAAGGAAGGAGAGUCUGUCUUCUCAUUGAUGAUAAACGAGUAUGCAAUUACCCCGAUCAUGGAGCAUUAUGCCUGUUUGGUAAAUCUUUAUGGAAGGGCAGGGCUGAUUUAUGAAGCUUAUGACAUUAUAGCAAGUACAAUGGAGUUUGAGGCUGGUCCAACAGUAUGGGGAGCAUUGCUAUAUGCUUGUUUCCUACACUCCAAUGCAGAGAUAGGUGAGCUUGCUGCUCAGCAGCUUUUUGAGUUGGAACCAGAUAAUGAGCGUAAUUUUGAAUUGCUAAUACGAAUAUAUGACAAUUUGGGUAGACCAGAAGAUUCAGAAAGAGUAAGAAAGAUGAUGGAAGACAGAGGUUUAGAUUAAAAGAUGACACAAAUAUUGGACUGUGCAGGACUUUCGUAUGCAGGAAGUACUACAUUAAUCACCAAGAUAUUGUGACUAAUGCACAUCACACCUCCAUAUAUCCCAUAAAAAGCCCUUAAGUCACUCCUUUCCCUAACCCCUAUCAAGUUCGGAAACUUACUCGAUAUGAUACUGGGAUUUGAUACUAAUUACAAAUCUCUGUGACUAACCUAUCAUCUCGUCUCGUGAGACACGAGGUAUGCUUUCGUAACAUGCUUACGCAAAUCUUGCUUACCUUGGAAGUAGUAGUUUUCCUCUUUAGUACUACUAUGUCAUUGCUUGACUGCUUGUAACCUCUGUACAUAAUUGGAAAGUUGUUAGAGAGUCUAUUCUACUAAGAUGUGAUUGUCAAGAGGAAGUUGAAUAGCUUUUGUCAAUAUUCAACUGUCAAAUUGCAUCAUUGCAAUACGAUCAAAAAGAAGGUUAGGAAUCUACUUUUGAAAAUUGAGCGUGAAACUUGGAAGAAGGUUUGGUCUAUGUUUGUAUCAAGCACCAGAAAGUCAAGCACAUAUAUGGCAAUUGGUAGCCAUGUAUAUAUCAAAUGCAUUAUGCUAUAUGUAUAAUUAUA
Molecule: messenger RNA, 2376 nt
Organism: Beta vulgaris subsp. vulgaris (sugar beet)
Lineage: Eukaryota; Viridiplantae; Streptophyta; Magnoliopsida; Caryophyllales; Amaranthaceae
Product: pentatricopeptide repeat-containing protein At4g25270, chloroplastic
Exons: 1
Coding region: 39-1769 (576 amino acids)
Biological process (GO): RNA modification
Molecular function (GO): RNA binding; protein binding
Source: RefSeq, a predicted model, not a curated record